AGAAUGCGUCCUGUGUCGCUUCCUCUUGUUUCUUUCUGUCUCGUUGUACAUCAUUUCUCUCCCUGUAUCUUUCUUACCCCACACUCUCCCCUUAUACCUCCAUCUUCCUAAUCAUCAUGCCCCCCGCACCAAAGUCUCCUACCCAGGCCAGACGGACCGGAGCGCCCAAGGCUAAAGGCGCUGUGCGCGCCAAGUCGGGUUGUUACACGUGCAGAAUCCGUCGGAAGAAAUGCGACGAGCAGCCCAACCCAGAGGGCAGCUGCCAGACCUGCGUCCGUCUUCGUCUACAAUGCCUCGGUUUUGGCGCAAAGCGUCCAGAAUGGUUGCGUGCAAGCGACAAGGUCGUCGACCUACGAGAAAAAAUUAAAAACUUUCUUGCUGCACAAGGAAUGAUUAAGGGGCAUUCUGGUGCUGGGCCUCGUCCCAACGACCAGGAACCUUCUAUACUAUCACUUUCGGCGGACUAUGCUUCCCCAAGCACGAGUCCGCAAACCCCGACCCUGUCGAUCUCCAGCGAUGAGCGACACCCGGGUAUAGCCCGUAAUGAUUAUCUUCGGGGGGAUACUGAUGCUCGACUUCCGGUGAUGCAGGACAUUGAUUCACCAUUGGACACUCGAGAAAAUUAUCCUGGGGUUAUGCUGCCUGCGUAUCCUUCCACUACUUAUAGCUUAGAACAAUCAUGGACGCAAUCAAACCUGCCUCGACCACACACCAGUGACUUCUCUCCAACGUACCAUGCAUGCUUCCCGGACGAAGACGAGAAUAACGUUACCAUACCCUCUGGAUUACUCUUGCCCCAACACAUCAACAACAUCCAAUACAACUGGUUUAACCUGAACAUGCAACAAAACGCAUCAUUGCAGCACUAUAUGCAGCAUGUUCUCCGUAUCCAAUAUUUGCAUGUCGACGGGUCGAUUGAUAAACUCAUAUGGAAUCUCAUACAUUCCAGUGAUUCAGCCAGAGAGGCUGCAUGUUUGCUUGCGGAUUUGCACCGCAAGAGCACCCAAGGUGCGAUCGGCGCUACUGCACCAGCAGAUCAUGAUGUGUACACGCGCAUCCAAAGCGCACCAGUGACGGAAGGAGACGCUCUUGCAAGCCUUUGCAUGGUCUCAUAUUUUCUCUUCUCUGGGGGACAAGGGCAAUGGCAAGCGUUCCUCGACAGCGCUUGCGAAUUUUCGAUCAAAGUUCUCCAGCGGAAACAUCAUGCGCCAGACUGGGCGCUGAGCUUUUGCAGCGAUAGCAUGCGAUUUAUCAUCAAGACGUCCAUGUGGUUCGAUGUCCUCGCCUCCGCGACGCUGAUCCGGCGCCCCAAAUUCCUUGAUGUGCUCCGUUCUCUUUAUGAUCCCAACACGGCCGUUAAUGAUGGCAAGCCGGAGCUUUCCAUGAUGGGUGUCAUGGGGUGCGAAAACCGGAUCGUGCUCGCCCUCGCUGAAAUUGCUGAUCUCGCAUGCUGGAAGGAUGAAUGCCGGCGUGCUGGUAGACUCAGCGUUCCUGAACUCGUCAGACGCGGACAAGCUAUCGAAGCCAUCCUGAAGCCUACCAGCGACCCUGAUCACCUCUCUGAAAGCGAAAAGUCACGCCGACGGCGGCUCACAUCUGAUAUCUUCCGCGCGUCUGCCCUUGUUUAUCUCCAUUCCGUCAUCUCUGGUGAUCACCCGCAAUGCCCGGAGAUCAUGACGAACAUCAAGGAGACGGUCAAUUGUCUCAAGCGUGCUGAAGAUGUGAGCACGCGGCAGGUUGUGCGCAGCGUGGUGUUCAGCAUCUGCAUAUGUGGCUGCCUGACGGAUAACGUUCAAUAUCGCCAAUACUUUUUGCAUCGCCUGCUGGAGCAGCAGACGGAGACGGUGGGGAAUUGUACUGUGGUCGCUCAACUUAUGAGAGAAGUUUGGAGCAGCCGAGAACGAGGAGAGCCCGUGGACUGGCGUGUCGUCAUGCAACAAUCCCAAAUGCUUCUUGUCUAAAGGCUAUAUCCCUACGACACAUGAAUUUUUUUUUUUCCAUUCAUUGCUAUCCCUCCAUGAUCUAUUAAAAGUAUUCGGCGCUCCCCUGGUGUGCAGCAGGACCGAUUAUUUCCUCAAGAUCUUACAUUUUCAUACCACACAAGCUGUAUAUCACACUACAAGGAACAUGCAUCUGUGCCAUACUACACACGACCAUACAAAUGCUAUGUAUUGUUUUUCUAGACAUAGCCUCCUGGGGCCACCGCACGGCGCCGUUGGUCCCGGUGAGCCGAAUUUAAUUUGCUUAUCAUUUAUUGUAAUAGAUUCCUCAUUUGGCCUAUAUGCGCAUGUAGUUUCAAUUUUCAAAUUGGAGGCCCUCUCUGAAAUUCGGUCAUCCGGUCAUAACGUUCUCGA
Molecule: messenger RNA, 2354 nt
Organism: Suillus bovinus
Lineage: Eukaryota; Fungi; Basidiomycota; Agaricomycetes; Boletales; Suillaceae
Product: fungal-specific transcription factor domain-containing protein
Exons: 5
Coding region: 117-1961 (614 amino acids)
Biological process (GO): positive regulation of transcription by RNA polymerase II
Cellular component (GO): nucleus
Molecular function (GO): zinc ion binding; DNA-binding transcription factor activity, RNA polymerase II-specific; transcription cis-regulatory region binding
Source: RefSeq, a predicted model, not a curated record